UAUCCAAACGCGAAAGUGGACAGUCGCAGUUCUUUCGUCUCCUCAGUACUGCAGGACGGACGCGAUCUGCUCUUUGCGAAAAGCUCUGAAGAGGUCGAGCUUCUUACUUCCGAAGAUACUCAAGUCUGCUCGAAUCACGCGUGAUACUUUUUGCCUUUUUUACCCUAACGAACAGUGUGCACAAACAUUCGUUCACCAAUUGACCAGGCUAUUUUCGACAUCCAAACGCGAAAUAAUUUCGACUCCAUUCUCGGGGUUUCUUUUGUUGAUUUAUGGUAAAGUUCGUUGUGGAAUAAGGUGACGAGUUUAAUUGGUGCGAAUUAAUCGAGAUAAUUAUCCAGAUUAGAUUUGGUACUUAUAAAUUACGGUUGGUGAGGAAAGUCGAAGGUUCCUCUCAUUCGGACGGACGAGCAUUUUUUGCAAGGGAGAAACUUUUUUCGCUGAAAUAAAAUCAUCUCUCCGUAAUGGCAUCCGAGGGCUUGGCCAACGAGCUAUUGUCAGAUUUAAUGCCGACUGUUCAGGAGAUGAGUCGGUCCAUGCAAAACUUUGGGUUUCCCGACUAUGCGAUAUUCAUCACGAUGCUGGUCUCGUGCGGUGCCGUCGGGGUCUAUUUCGGAUUCAUCAAAAAGUCAUCGGGCGAAGACGAGUACCUUGUCGGUGGGAGGAAUAUGAGCACAUUUCCGGUCAGCCUCAGCUUGAUAGCCAGUUUUAUAUCCGGCAUUUCACUCCUCGGAACCCCCACCGAGGUCUACGUUUACGGUGUUACUUACCUCUUUGUUGGCGGCGGCGUCGUCCUCAUGGGUAUCGUAAUGACCACCGUUUACCUACCAGUUUUUCACGACCUCAAACUGACCAGCACCUACGAGUACCUUGAAAGACGUUUCGACAAGAAGACCAGACUCUUCGGGUCGGUUUUAUUCACUAUUGGAAUCAUAACCUGGUUACCCAUAGUGAUCUACGUUCCAGCACUGGCUUUCAAUCAAGUUACCGGAAUAAACGUUCACGUCAUUACGCCCUUCGUGUGUAUCGUCUGCAUCUUUUACACUUGCGUGGGUGGUCUCAAAGCCGUUGUUUGGACAGACGUCAUUCAGACCGUCGUUAUGUUUGGCGCAAUACUGCUGGUCAUCGUCAAGGGUACCCUAAAUCUGGGCGGCAUGGAAGUGGUAAUCCAGAGGAACUUGGAGUCCGGAAGACUCGAGUUACCAGACACGGACUGGAACCCCCUCACCAGACACACGAUUUGGGCAUUGAUUUUUGGCGGCUUUGGUCACUGGCUCCAGACGUCCGCCGUAAAUCAGAACAUGAUCCAGCGUUAUCUCUCGCUGCCAACGCUCGUCGCAGCAAAACGGGCUGUCUGGAUCUUCAUCUUUGGCGCCCUCAGUCUGGUAGGUGCCUGUGGCUACGCCGGCAUGCUCAUCUACGCCACUUACCACGAAUGCGAUCCUCUCACAACAAAGCUCGCUCGAGCCAAAGAUCAGCUGCUUCCCUUAUUGGUGAUGGAUAUCCUCGGCGAUUAUCCUGGACUACCUGGCUUAUUUGUCGCCGGAGUAUUCAGCGCUGCUCUCAGCUCACUGUCGACGGGUCUGAAUUCGAUGGCCGCCGUGGUGAUAGAGGAUUUCAUAAAACCAUUUCGGAAGAAUGCGUUCAGUCCUAAAGUCGCUGACCUUCUGAUGAAAUUGACCGUUGUUACUCUUGGAACUCUUUGUGCCGGACUUGUGUUCGUCGUUGAAAGAAUGGGCACCCACGUUCUUCAGUUGUCCAUGAGCCUGGGCUCGAUUACUAACGGACCGUCUCUAGGAAUCUUCACAAUGGGUAUCCUCUUUCCGUGGAUAAAUUCAAUGGGAGCUUUGAUCGGCGGUGCCUCUGGUCUGGGUGUAAUGGCGUGGCUGAGCAUCACGGCACAGGCUGCCAUUUCGUCCGGUCAUUUGAGGUUCGAUGAGAAGCCCGUAAGCACGGAGGGCUGCACCUACACCUUCCCAAAAGUGGAGAACCUGCUUUUGUUCUCACCACCGAACGCCGUCUUGAAUGGAACAGACGAAGUCAUUGUCUCAGAGCCAUGGGCGCUGUAUCGUCUGAGUUACCUCUGGUACACGUUGGCGGGUGCGCUCGUCUCGAUGAGCGUCGGUUUGUUGGUGAGUAUUGUGUCUUCUCAAGACACAAAGAAACUGGACCCGUUGCUAGUCGCUCCGUUCGUCAGGCGAUACCUGAAAGCUCGUACACACAACGUUGAUGAGGAAAAUAUGCAUCGCAUGAUCAGCACUAGUCAGUCUGCUGAGGAGGUCCCGGCAAAACAUUGAAGUUACAUUGCAGAUGGUACGGUACUGUAUUGCUACAUACCUGGCUCCCUGAUUAUUGCUAGAACUAAAUUUCUCGGUUUGCAGUAAAAUUUUCUACCCACGCCCGUAAGGUUGACUGUAAUUUUAGAUAUUGCAACGGUAGCACAAGAUAGCACUAUUUUUCGGUUGAUUCUGCAAUAUUUACUGUGGGUCAGGUUCCGCUAAUAUUGUGACGCGUACUGCCGUGCCGCAGUUAUAUUUUAUUUCGGUGAUUCAAGGAGUAUUUCUGGCGCAGUUUUUCUUAGUACGUGGGAACAAUGGAUGAAUCUCGAUGAGAGCCCAUCUAUAUGUUUUAUUUGCGAAGGCAUGGAAUUCUUAUCGGCACUACUUGACAGUAAUCGUUGGGUCGUAAAUUUAUAGCUAAACUGUAGACGUCUGCGAAACCAGGCACUGCCAGAAAUGAUGUUUGCAGUGCCUGUAAUAUUGAUUUGCCGGCGAUCCGAAGGAUUCGAAGCGACGGUGAUUUCAUACAUAAUAUAUCAUAUUUUAUUCUCGAUAUUCGAAAUCAAUGUGAAUUAGAUCAGAACAUACAAAUAACAUUUAUAAAUUAUAGGCAAUCUAAUUUUUAACAUAUUAAUACUGAAUUAAACUUAAAUUUAACACGAAUUACGUGCACUGCAGGCAUUCGCGGUGUUAUGAUUACUUUCAAUUAAUUUAUUUAUAGUGAAGUCAAGUCACUUUAGUCGAUCUAAAGCUGAGCUUGUUUUUCACACAGCUGCUAUUUUCAAGGUACAUUUGUUUUGCUAAAUAAAAAUAUGAUGGGUUAUCUCCAUAAGGAUGAGCUGAGCAUAAAUAAAUUGUGUUUCCACUGUUGGUAUGCACGUAAUUGUAGCUAUGUAUAAUUACUUCAAUAAUUAAAUUACUAUAGCAUUUUUAUUUUAAGGGUUAAUUUUUUAAAAGCUACAUUAUAUUAGAUUUAUUGGUCAGCACAAAAGUAAUAUACUAAUAUGCGGCCACGUAGAAUAAAUUCACCGGAAAAUGCAUUCGAAUUCAAGAGAAGAAUUAGAAAAGCUGUAAGUGGCAUUAUAGAAAAAAAAAUUUCUUCACAAAACACUAACCCUGGAACAUACAUGCUUUUUAAAUUUUUUUUUAUAUUUAAGCAAAUGGCAUUCCAGCCUGUUUUAAUUCUUCUCUCCGGUCGUUACGAGGCUACACUUGAAAAUACAUUAAUACUAAGUUAAUUGUUCUUUUCUUUUUUUGUAUUUUGUCUUUUUUUUUUUUUUUUUUUGUGAGUCUUUUCUUUUUUUCUUCUCACUUUAUUUCUUACGAUUUAGAAUUGUAGUAAAUUUAGCUAAUUUUGUUACCGAUGAACAUAGGUCAUAGCCACUUUCUUAUUAUAUACCUUUGUACUGUAAGUCAAUCUCUCACAAGCUUCGGAAAGUCAUACAUGUAAGCGGGUUUUUCUCUCUCUCUCUUUGACAAUAAUAUUUGUGUUGGAAAUUAAUUAUUUAAGUUAAACGAAUUUUCCUAUUACGUGUACAAUUACGACUACAUGUAUGUCGUAUAUAAUAUAUAUUAAUAUAGUA
Neodiprion virginianus is the source of this 3862-nucleotide messenger RNA. RefSeq names its product sodium-coupled monocarboxylate transporter 1-like. The record is from RefSeq and is a predicted model, not a curated record. Gene Ontology annotation, molecular function: symporter activity. Bases 465 to 2297 code for a protein of 610 amino acids. Lineage: Eukaryota; Metazoa; Arthropoda; Insecta; Hymenoptera; Diprionidae. Gene Ontology annotation, biological process: sodium ion transport; transmembrane transport. The transcript is spliced from 12 exons. Gene Ontology annotation, cellular component: membrane.